UGGGAAAAUGUGACCGAUCGGAUCACUCAAGUUUGUCCGCAACGGGACCAAAGUUGUAAAGCCUCACAUGUAUAUAUGCUCAACCAUAUUUGGGCAUGUUCUAGAGCAAUGACGAAACUCCAGAAGCGUUCCCAUACCAAAUCUGCAUGGGAAUGAGAGAAACGGAUAACACACUCCAUCCUCUUUUUGUUCCUUCUUCAGUUUUUCUAACGCUUAUAUAAGCUUAACAACAUGACUGCCUCAUCCACGUUAUCAAGGGAAGAGUGACAAUGUCAGGCGCAUUUGCAAGAGGAGCCAUGUUUUUCAAGCCAAUGGUAUGGAGAAGCUACCAUAGAAAGAGCUCAUCAACAGCCACCACUGAUGCGAUGAAGGAGACUAUUAGGAUGGAUUCUGAGGAAGCAAUGAAGAGCCUCCACGGAGAUGUUGCUGACACCAACUGCUGGAUUCCUGAUGACCGAACUGGAAUUUAUUAUCCGAAAGGUCAUGAGCAGGUUAUGGCAGAUGUUCCUACCCAAGCUGGAAAGGAUCUAAGGGUUUCCUACUACCAGGACAACUCUGCUUCAUGAGCCCUGUACUGUCUUUGCAAAAUUUAUUGCGCACGAGCACAAACUUGCUAGAUUC
Molecule: messenger RNA, 621 nt
Organism: Tripterygium wilfordii
Lineage: Eukaryota; Viridiplantae; Streptophyta; Magnoliopsida; Celastrales; Celastraceae
Exons: 2
Coding region: 270-566 (98 amino acids)
Source: RefSeq, a predicted model, not a curated record